This is a messenger RNA of Dufourea novaeangliae, 2339 nucleotides long. Its product is annotated as RNA-binding protein 28. The record is from RefSeq and is a predicted model, not a curated record. Bases 1 to 2334 code for a protein of 777 amino acids. The transcript has 11 exons. Gene Ontology annotation, molecular function: RNA binding. Lineage: Eukaryota; Metazoa; Arthropoda; Insecta; Hymenoptera; Halictidae.
AUGCGGAAUAUAAAAUAUAAUAAUAAAGGUGACAAAAAGAAACUUUCUUGGAUCUAUAGAAAGAAAACAAAGCUACAGAGAUCCGAGAAAUCGAUGCAAGAAUCAAAUGACAAUGAGGAGGAAAAUAAAAAGCCCAGAAUUAUUGUUCGCAAUCUACCAUUUAAGACAACUCCAGAGGAUGUCAAAAAGUUUUUUGAGCCAUUCGGCCCAGUUGAAGAAAUAAACUUUCCAAAACGUGCAGAUGGUUCACCUAUAGGAUGUUGUUUUAUUCAGUUUAAACAAUUAGAGGAUGCAUCAAAGGCAAUAUUUAACACAAACAAAAAGGAAUUCCUUGGUAGAGUAAUAAACAGUAGUUGGGCUGUAUCCAAGUCUAAGUAUUGUGAAAAAUUGAAAAAAGAAUCUACAAAAAAUGUAGAUCAUGCAGAAAAUCAAGACACAGAAAUCAAUAAAGAAAUACAAAAGGAUAAUCAUAAACAAAAAAGAGAAAUACCAAAGACAGAGGAACAUGUACAAAUAAAGAAAGAGAGGAGAAAAUCUUUGAAGGAAAAGAAUAGAAAAAAAAGAGCAAGGAUUGUAAUAAGAAAUUUAUCAUUUCAGGCAACUGAGGAAAGUCUGAAAGAGCAUUUUUCUCAAUAUGGAACAAUAGAGGAAGUAAAAAUCCUAAGGAGAAGCGAUGGUCAAAAUGUUGGUUGUGCAUUUCUACAGUUUGAACAUGUACAAAGUGCAGCUAAAGCCAUACAUUAUGCAAAUUUGCAACAGUUACUUAACAGGCUCAUUGUGGUUGAUUGGGCAGUACCUAAAAAUAAAUUUUCCACAAAUGAUACUAAAAAUAUGGAAGAAGGUGAGAUAAAAGUGAAGAUAGAAAAAGGAAACGAUAGUGAAGAGACACCUGCUCGAGAAAUUGCAAAAAAUUCAAGUGAAGAGUUAGGUAGUAAUGGAACACAUGUGGAUACUUUCUCAAAAUCAUAUGAAUCUGAUGACGAAGAUCAGAUGGUGGUUGAAAGUAAAUCAGAAGAUGAGAGUAAAGCUUCAAAUGAGGAAUUAUCUGAAUAUGGUGGAGAUCUUAGCGAGGAAGAAGAAGUAGAAGAAGCGAAGAAAGAUAUAACGGAAGAAAAACGUUCACGUUUCGAAUCUCAUGAUGUCUCGGAAGGAAAGACUGUAUUUGUGAAGAACGUGCCAUUUUCUGUAAAGAAUGAGCAAUUAAAAACGUUCAUGGAACGCUUCGGACCAGUUUACUAUGCUCUUAUAUGUAUAGACUCGCUUACUGAAUUCUCAAAGGGUACAGCGUUCGUGAAAUUCAGGAACGUAGAGGAUGCUGAGAAGUGUCUGACAGCAGGAAAGGAAUUGGAAAUGGAAGAUCAGAUAAUGGAGGCACAAAGAGCGCUAGAUAGAAAUGAAAUAGAAAAUAAAACGAACUCGAAAAAGCCUAAACUUAAAGAUUCCAGAAAUUUGUAUCUUGUAAAAGAAGGAGUUAUACUGGCCGGAAGUCCAGCCGCCACUGGAGUAUCAGCAGCAGAUAUGGCAAAACGAUUACAAAUAGAGCAGUGGAAGUCGCAAAUAUUACGGAAUUUAAAUAUGUUCGUGUCCAGAACACGACUCGUAGUUCACAAUCUACCACCGGCAUUAGACGACGUUAAGCUCAGAAAAAUUUUUGAACGUCAUGGACCUCCCAAUGCAAUUAUUCGAGAGGCAAGGGUCAUGCGAAAUCUGAAGAACGUCGACAUGAAAGGAGUAGGACUGUCCAAAGAGUAUGCAUUCGUUUCAUAUACGAACCAUGAGGACGCGCUCCAGGCUUUGAGGAAUAUAAACAAUAAUCCGAACGUAUUUAGCCCGAAAAGAAGGCCAAUAGUAUCUUUCUCAAUAGAGAAUCGGGUUAUGGUGAACGCCAGACAGAGAAGAAUUCAGAAGAGUCGAGAGAACAAUCCAACUUGGUCGGGGAACAACGCGAAAAGGACAGGAGACAUGAACGAGGAAGUUCCGAUGAAAAGAUUCAAGACCGGAGAAUCGCAUCAAACGGAAAAAAAUGAAUCGAAUAAAAAAUCAUUUGUAGGUAUGACUGGCAAACUGGGUGAAAAUAAACUACGAUCGAACUAUAAAUUAAAAAAUCAAUCCAUGGUACACCAUCAAACAGUGAAGAACGAGAAGAAGCUGAAAAAGUCUUGGAAAAAGUUGGAAGAGAAAAGGAGACAAAGAAAGACAAAUAAAAAUGAAGCUAAACCGAAACAAAGAACAAAAGUAAAAGCUGAGGAUGUACACAUAGAUAAACUUGUAAAUAGCUAUAAGAAUAAAUUAAAAUCAAUAGACCUGAAGAAAUCUAAAUGGUACGAAUCGUAAUGCUC